This is a messenger RNA of Exophiala mesophila, 1507 nucleotides long. RefSeq lists its product as hypothetical. Gene Ontology annotation, cellular component: membrane. The coding region runs from base 193 to 1149 and encodes 318 amino acids. The record is from RefSeq and is a predicted model, not a curated record. Gene Ontology annotation, molecular function: lipase activity. The transcript is spliced from 3 exons. Lineage: Eukaryota; Fungi; Ascomycota; Eurotiomycetes; Chaetothyriales; Herpotrichiellaceae.
CUACAACCAACUCCAUUUCAUCUUUACCACUUCUCCUACAGAUUAUGACUAUUUACUAUCUGAGCCAUUGAAGUUGGAAUAUAGGUUACGAAGAGUUUCUUUCUUAGCCAGGAGCCCCAUCGCGUCGAUUGAAGGCAGACUCGCCGCCAUCUAGGCACCAGUCCACCCCCUGGGCGAAUACUCUCCAGCAGCAUGACUGUCACCAGCGAGGGCGUCUUCGCCACAUCAGAUGGCACGGAACUAUACAUCAAGUCGUGGAAGCCAGAUUCAGGCACCCCUGCGGCCUUACUGGUCUUCGUGCAUGGGUUCUCGGAUCACAUCAACGCGUACUAUGACUUCUUCCCAACAUUGAGCUCGCCUCCACACAACAUCGCCGUGUAUGGCUUCGACCAACGGGGCUGGGGACGUUCGGUCAAGAAGGCCGCCGACAGCGGUAAUACAGGACCAACGACUCUUGUCCUCUCAGAUAUCCACGAUUUCAUCCUCCAUGUCGCAUCACUACCGGAAGCUAAAGGCGUGCCCUUGUUUCUAAUGGGUCAUAGCAUGGGCGGCGGAGAAGUUCUUCACUAUCUUCUAUCAACAUCCAGCUCACUGUCCCAACAACGUCCUAGCAUCUCAGGUCUUCUCCUCGAAGCUCCCUACGUCGAACUUGAUCCAUCAGAACAACCCACAUAUCUCAAAGUCGCAGCCGGGAAACUCGCAGCUCUUCUCCUCCCAAAGACACAACUAAAGCAGAAGCUGCAUCCUACCUAUAUGUCACACUCAGAGCAGGUGAGAAAUGAUUGGGUCAACGAUCCACUCUGCCAUGACACGGGCACUCUAGAAGGUCUCAAGGGCCUUCUACAACGAGCGGCUGAUCUUUCCAAUCUGGGCUACGGUCAUAAAAUUGCUGGUCUACAGGUUAAGCUUCCUUGUCCGGUCUGGUUGGCACACGGGUCGGCGGAUGGAGUUGUGUCACCUAAGGCUGCGCGACGAGUCUUUGAUGUGUUGGAGGCUCCUGAUGGAGAUAAAACUUGGUGUGAUUACCCGGAUGCGUACCAUAAACUGCAUGCCGAGCCAGAUGGAGUUGGGGAGCAAUUUGCAAAGGAUGUGGCUGAGUGGGUUCUAUCGCACGCGAAGAAUCAAGAGGGCUCACAGGUGAGUUCUUGAUCUCCGUGUGUGAUUUCUGUGUAGUUUUACUCAUUUGGUACAGAGCGGAGAGAUCAAGUCGAAACUUUGAAGCUGGCCAGAUAGAUAGGGAUAUUUAAGCGUUGGAAAUCUAUGUCCAAGGAUCACAUUGGGGCAUUUUGCCAACUUGUUUUGAUUUGAACCCCUGAUAUUUGAGACAUGUCCGGAUGUUAGCCGUGAGCAGGCUGCUGAGGCAGAUGCUGGACCCGGUCAAAGUGAUAAAAUCCCACACUUUUGUUUCUAGGAUAUGGAUGGUUAUGAAAGGUUCUCGUGUUCUCUGAUUCUCUGGUCAUCAGGAUGCCAUUGGAGAAGCACUACUGCGCACUAUAUUUAAAUCGCC